AUAUGUGUCCUUUCACCCUUCAAUUUUUUUUUUUUGCUUAUUAGGUUGGUGAGACUCAGUACUUAACUUAGCUUAAACAGAAUUUAAUUUCUGAAUUGAGAAUUUAGUUAUGAUCUUCUAAUUUAAUGCGACUAUCAUCUUCAUUGCAUUGAAAUACUCAAUUCACAAUUGUGUUCUCUUAUUUCUUAUAAAAUUCCAAAUUCAAGUCAACUCAUUGGUGGUUUUCAAUCUUAAAUUUGUCCAUUUGUGUCCACUUGUAAUGAGUAUUUGAGAUUUUUUUUAUUUAAGUGGCCAUUUUUUUUCAUAGCUUGAUUAAUUUCAGAGUUAAAGCUAAGAGGAGCAAGAACAAGUUGAUUAAAAGUUGAUGAGUAUGGAAGAAAUGAAGGAGAUUGAGGAGAAUGUUACUGAAGAAGAAUUAAGAAAUUCAAGAAUUACUCCAUGGUUUAAACAGAUUACAAUUAGGGGAAUUAUAGCAAGUAUUAUAAUUGGUAUAAUUUACAGUGUGAUUGUGAUGAAGCUGAAUCUAACCACAGGGUUAGUGCCUAAUCUGAAUGUUUCAGCUGCACUAAUAGCUUUUGUUUUCAUAAGAACAUGGACUAAGCUUCUUCAUAAGGCUGGAUUUGUAACCAAACCCUUCACUCCACAAGAGAAUACUAUUAUUCAGACUUGUUCUGUUGCCUGUUACAGUAUUUCAGUUGGAGGUGGUUUUGGGUCUUAUCUGUUGGGUUUGAACAGAAAGACGUAUGAACAAGCCGGUAUUGGUACGCCCGGGAAUGGUCCCGGGACUGUAAAGGAACCCGGGUUUGCUUGGAUGACUGCUUUUCUGUUUGUUAGCAGCUUUGUUGGGUUGCUCGCAUUGGUUCCUCUUCGGAAGAUCAUGAUAAUCGACUACAAGUUAACUUAUCCGAGUGGAACUGCUACUGCCGUUCUCAUUAAUGGUUUUCACACUCCUAAAGGAGAUCAGCUUGCUAGGAAGCAGGUUCAUGGUUUCAUAAAGUUCUUUUCGAUGAGCUUCUUAUGGGCUUUCUUUCAGUGGUUCUACACUGGUGUAGAGAAAUGCGGAUUUGUCCAAUUUCCGACAUUUGGUUUGAAAGCUUGGCAAAACUCAUUUUACUUCGAUUUCAGUGCGACUUACAUUGGAGCAGGAAUGAUCUGCUCCCAUAUUGUGAAUUUGUCUUUGCUUCUUGGAGCGGUAGUUUCUUGGGGAAUAAUGUGGCCACUCAUCGGUGAUCGGAAAGGAGAUUGGUUUCUUGCCACUUUACCUCAAAGCAGUAUGAAGAGUCUAAACGGUUACAAGGUUUUUAUUUCGAUUUCUCUCAUAUUAGGCGAUGGCCUCUAUAAUUUUCUCAAGAUAAUAUUUAUCACUGCCAAUAACAUCCGCGCAGCUGCAAAGAAUAACAAACUCAAAUUGCCUUCAGAAGAGCAGAAUAAAGUUGCUGAUGAUCUUGGAAGAAAUGAAGUGUUCAUGAGAGAGACGAUACCGGUUUGGGUAGCGUUUUUAGGGUACAUAAUAUUCUCCAUCAUCUCCAUCAUUGUGAUCCCGCUCAUGUUUCCGGAGCUAAAAUGGUACUUUGUAGUGGUAGCCUAUAUUCUUGCACCAUCUCUUAGCUUCUGCAACGCUUAUGGUGCCGGUCUAACUGAUAUGAACAUGGCGUAUAAUUACGGAAAGGUGGCUCUCUUCGUACUUGCAGCCGUUGCCGGACAAAAUAACGGUGUGGUUGCCGGGCUUGUGGGUUGUGGUUUGAUUAAAUCUAUUGUUUCCAUAUCUUCUGAUUUGAUGCACGAUUUCAAGACGGGUCAUCUGACUCUAACUUCCCCGCGAUCCAUGCUUGUUAGUCAAGCCAUUGGGACCGCAAUAGGCUGUGUGGUGGCUCCAUUGACCUUCCUUCUCUUCUAUAAGGCAUUUGAUGUGGGGAACCCCGACGGAGAGUAUAAAGCUCCGUAUGCCAUCGUCUACCGAAACAUGGCGAUUCUCGGUGUCGAAGGCUUCUCGGCCCUUCCUGGGCAUUGUCUGCAGCUCUGUUACGGGUUUUUCGCGUUCGCUAUAUUGGCAAAUUUGGUGAGAGAUAAAUCACCUAAGCAUAUCGGCAAAUGGAUCCCUCUUCCUAUGGCUAUGGCCGUGCCGUUCCUCGUCGGAGCGUACUUUGCGAUCGACAUGUGCGUCGGAAGCUUAGUUGUGUUCAUUUGGCACAAAGUAAACAGCAGAAAAGCAAAUCUGAUGAUUCCUGCAGUAGCCUCUGGCUUGAUAUGUGGUGAUGGGCUAUGGAUUCUUCCCUCAUCUCUCCUUGCUUUGGCUAAAAUUCGUCCACCAAUGUGCAUGAAUUUCUUGGCAACAAAAUGAUAACUUCUUGGAUGAAAUAGUUCACCAUAUAAUCAUUUAUUUAUUGCGUGAUAUUUAUAUCAUUAAAUGAAAUUAACAAAUCAAUAAGAUUUAUUGAUUAGUUUUUAGAUUUAAUAAUAUUAAUAUCACAUAACAAAUGAAUGGUUGAUAAUUUUUGGUGAACUAAAUUCAUUGAAGUAUUUUCUGACAAACUAGAGUUUUUGAUUCUUGUCUGUAGUUAGUGAUAGAAUAAAAAAUGUUGACCCCAAGCAAAUAUGUAAAUGAGAAAAAUAUAGAAAUUAAUAGAAUGGUUUUCAUUUUAAGGAAUAGAUUCAUAAUGUUCAAUAUUUAUUUUAUGCAACCGAUGAGACAAACUCUAAAUCCCUAAAUUUCUUAUAACCUGUCGCACUAAAUCACGAGUUCAAGAGGUUAGGACGUGGUGUUGACUCUAUUUCAGGAAGCGGCCUCAGCAUAAGGAUACAUGCCAGAAACAAGGCUAAAAGAAAAGAGAGAGUUCCAAAUGGUGCCACAAAUCCUAGGCCCUCUGAUGAAUUGUUGAGAGAAUUCAACGAGUCCGCUAAGAAAUCAACAACUUCAAAGAACAAGCGUACGAUAUAUACUGUGCCUGAACCUCAACUUGCUCAUCAUGAACAAGCGUACGACAUAUACUUCGUGUUCUGUAGUCUAUGGUUUUAAGUUCUUGGUGUGUUUAGCAGUCAUUCUUGUAAUCUUCACACUGGACUGUCAUAUAUUUGUUGCCAUUUCUCUUUGGUUAAUAUUCAUUUUUCUUGUUUUA
Messenger RNA from Mercurialis annua (annual mercury), 3116 nucleotides. Its product is annotated as metal-nicotianamine transporter YSL3-like. The coding region runs from base 365 to 2341 and encodes 658 amino acids. Lineage: Eukaryota; Viridiplantae; Streptophyta; Magnoliopsida; Malpighiales; Euphorbiaceae. Gene Ontology annotation, biological process: response to iron ion; seed development. Gene Ontology annotation, cellular component: plasma membrane. Gene Ontology annotation, molecular function: iron-nicotianamine transmembrane transporter activity; oligopeptide transmembrane transporter activity. The record is from RefSeq and is a predicted model, not a curated record. The transcript is spliced from 9 exons.